AUGGGGCUCUGGAACUCCACCUUGGGAAGUGGCUUCAUCUUGAUGGGCAUUCUGAAUGACAGUGGAUCUCCUGAACUGCUCUGUGCCACAAUUGCAGUCCUGUACAUGCUGGCCCUGACCAGCAAUGGCCUGCUGCUCCUGGUCAUCACAAUGGAUGCCCGGCUCCAUGUGCCCAUGAGGCAACUCUCACUCAUGGAUCUCCUCUUCACAUCUGUUGUCACCCCCAAGGCCCUUGUGGAUUUUCUGCACCAAGAAAACACCAUCUCCUUUGGAGGCUGUGCACUUCAGAUGUUCCUGGCACUGACAUUGGGUGGUGCAGAGGACCUCCUGCUGGCCUUCAUGGCCUAUGACAGGUAUGUGGCCAUAUGUCAUCCUCUGAACUACAUGGUCCUCAUGAGUCCGAGGGUCUGCUGUCUCAUGGUGGCCACUCCCUGGAUCUUGGCAUCCUUGAAUGCUUUAGGGCACACCUUGUAUACCAUGCACUUCCCUUUCUGCAUGUCCCAGGAAAUCAGGCACCUGCUGUGUGAGAUCCCACCCUUGCUGAAGCUGGCCUGUGCUGAUACUUCUAGAUAUGAGCUCAUGGUGUAUGUGACAGGUGUGACUUUCCUCUUGCCCCCCCUCUGUGUCAUUGUUGCUUCCUACAUGUUAAUCCUAUUUACUGUGCUCCACAUGUCCUCUAAUGAGGGAAGGCAGAAAGCUCUUGUCACAUGCUCUUCUCACUUGACUGUGGUUGGGAUGUUCUAUGGAGCUGCUACAUUUAUGUAUGUCCUGCCCAGUUCCUUCCACAGCCCGAAGCAGGACAACAUCAUCUCUGUUUUCUAUACAAUCGUCACCCCAGCCCUGAACCCUCUCAUCUAUAGUCUGAGGAAUAAGGAGGUCAUGGGGGCUCUGAGGAGGAUCCUGGGAAAAUACAUGUUGCCGACACCCUCCAUAUUCUAG
Messenger RNA from Orycteropus afer afer, 939 nucleotides. Its product is annotated as olfactory receptor 2AG2-like. Gene Ontology annotation, biological process: G protein-coupled receptor signaling pathway. Gene Ontology annotation, molecular function: olfactory receptor activity; G protein-coupled receptor activity. The transcript has a single exon. The record is from RefSeq and is a predicted model, not a curated record. Gene Ontology annotation, cellular component: membrane. Lineage: Eukaryota; Metazoa; Chordata; Mammalia; Tubulidentata; Orycteropodidae. The coding region runs from base 1 to 939 and encodes 312 amino acids.